CCCAGGAGCUUCAACUCAGUUAACUUGAACUUCAACAAUAUCAAACACAAGUCUAGAACUGAGGGCAAAUGGAUUAAACCGACGUAAUUUACAUCCAGGGCUCUGAAUAAUAAAUGUGUAAUUUUGUUCCUCUAUAUUACUUUCAAGACCUAAGUGCUCAAGCUUAAGGUCCUAGCUACCCCCGGCACCUCAGCUUAGCCACUCACCUAAGUAUACUUAUUACUCAUAUUCAUACUCGCAUCCGCAUAUACCUUACACCUACACACAAUACGCACAGACGUACAUAAUGCCUAAGAUGCCCAAGCUCUACUCGCCCUACGGCCCGCGGCCGAAGCGCUCAGCCCAGCUCAUCGCUAUCUGGAUGGCGAUCCUGGUGUUUGCGCUGAUCGUGACGUUUUACCUUACGAGUCGGGAGCGCGGGGCGACGGCUUCUUCGUCUUAUGCGGGUAUGAGGCUGGCGGAUGAGGUGGGUAAGGAGAAGGAUGGGAUUAGGGGACGGAGGUGGGCGAAGGUGGUGCCGUGAUUGGGGCAUGGGCUGGGCGUGUUAAAUCUCUGGUGGUGUUUUCUUUCUAUUGUGUAAGUUAAGAUGUUUAUAAGGGGGGUUUGGGAUUGGGAUAUGCUUCAAUGGGAGAGCUAGGUAUAAAAGAUUUUGGGUAUGAAUUUUGAGCUGUGCUCAGUGGCAGAAGAACCUAACAGCAUCGGGUUCGCUCAGAUAGGAAAAUUAUUAAGGAGGAAAAGAAGACGAGGGAUAAAAUAAUUAAUAAUGUCAAGAUAACUUGAGGGAUUAGCUGCUCCAUGAUUGAAGAUAUUGAGAAAGUAUUGGGAUAGAACAUGCGAUAGCUUCAAUGAUCCAACCAGCUGCGAAUUUUCACA
This is a messenger RNA of Daldinia vernicosa, 873 nucleotides long. RefSeq lists its product as uncharacterized. The transcript has a single exon. Bases 287 to 523 code for a protein of 78 amino acids. The record is from RefSeq and is a predicted model, not a curated record. NCBI's taxonomy places the organism in Eukaryota, Fungi, Ascomycota, Sordariomycetes, Xylariales, Hypoxylaceae.